Trematomus bernacchii (emerald rockcod) is the source of this 4026-nucleotide messenger RNA. RefSeq names its product leucine-rich repeat-containing protein 3-like. Lineage: Eukaryota; Metazoa; Chordata; Actinopteri; Perciformes; Nototheniidae. The record is from RefSeq and is a predicted model, not a curated record. Gene Ontology annotation, molecular function: protein binding. The transcript is spliced from 2 exons. The coding region runs from base 254 to 1108 and encodes 284 amino acids.
UGAAGCCGUCUGCAGGCGACACACCACGGAUCCACUACUCCUCCUGCCCGCGUAGUUUUUUCCCCAACGUUAAACUACAAUUGAUGAGAAGAUGAUGAGCAUUUUGAGGUCGGGAGAAUCUGAAAAAACUAUAAACGGAGUCUAAAAAACGUUUUAUGGAUCUAAAGUUACACAAGGAACUAUUUUACCGAUCCUCCUGGCGCGCCUGUGUGUGACCAGGACCUGGAGUGUGUCGGGGGGCUAUGGUGAGGCGAUGUGCACAGGCUGGGGUGAGGAGGGAUGUACCAGCAUCAGUGGAGGAAGACGAGGUAGAGGAGUGGUUCUUCAUCCGUGGCUGUGCGUCUCUCUCCUGUUCUCGGCUCUCUGGGGCCAAGCGUCCCCCCAGUGUCCGGCCAGCUGCCAGUGCGCCUGGGACACGGCCACGGUGCAGUGCUCAGACGCCGGGCUGCGGGACAUCCCAGAGGGCAUCCCACCGGAAACUGUCUCUCUCCACCUGGAACGCAACUACAUCCGGAGCAUCCCAGAGACCGCCUUCAGGGACCUGCUCCACCUGCGGGACCUGCACCUGUCCCACAACCGAAUCGACUCGCUGGCCUCAGGGGCCCUGCGGCACCUGGGCCCCGAGCUGCGCCUGCUGGACCUCUCUCACAACCAGCUGAGGCAGGCCAGCAGGGAGGAGUUUGGCUCCACCCGGGCAAAAACGCGCCUCUUCCACAACCCCUGGCACUGUGACUGCACCCUCCAGGAGCUGAUGGAGACCCUGAACCUGGAGCCCGAGACGGUCAACGGGAUCAUGUGUGAGAGCUCUGUGCGGGGGAUGGGUGAGGGAAGCAGGUGGGAGGACCCGGGGUCCCAGGGCGAGCAUGCAGGUCAAUCCCUGGUCAAACUGUUGGAUUCUGGGGUGAAUUUCUGCAGUCUGCAGAGGAAAACCACUGAUGUAGCCAUGCUGGUGACAAUGUUCGUUUGGUUCUUCAUGGUCAUCGUGUAUGUAGUGUACUAUGUGAGGCAGAACCAAGCUGAAGCCCGUAGGCAUUUAGAGUACCUGAAGAGUUUGCCCAGCCCACGCAAGACCCCCACAGAGACAGACACUCUUAGCACUGGUUUCUGAACUCAUGCUCACUACUGUGAUUUAAAUGGAAUAAUAUGAAAAUGGCAUUCUUAUGGAGAGCAACGGAUAAGCUUCAAAAUGCUGUGUGUGAUUGUAAUAUUUCUUUAUAUGUGUUACAACUGAGCCCUCCUACUAUAUGCUUCUGGAUAUUUCUUUAAAUGUUGCAUUUUUAUCAAUGAAAUGAAAAUAUUUGCACUUUUGACUAGCAUGGGCAAUGAGAGAAAGAAGUAGCAAAAGUUGAAAGGAUGAAAAAAGACUAGAAAAAAAGAAUAUUCUUUGAACUUCAUAACCUUUUCUCUCCCUCUGUACUCCUUCUUUCCAUCUCCUUUCUUCUCCCAACAUGGCAUAUACUGUGGUCUGUUAUCUUUCAUUAGGCUGUAAUUAGCCGUCUUUGACCAACUGACCCUUACUGAACACUUGAAAGCCACUAAUCAGCAGAGUGUGUUUAUCAGGUGGAAAAGGAGAGACGUGCAAACUUAAAUGUGUGUCCUCAUAAUUGCCUGUUUCAUUUGUGCAUUUUUGUUCUCAUGUGGAGUUUUGUGCAUUGUAACGGGUCAUUUAAAAAAAGUUAUUUUUGCAACGAUGCUAUUUAAGCCUUUCCCAAAUAGAUGUCACGAUGAAGCCAGUAGUUUCUGUGCCAGUGGAUAACUGCUGAUCUAAAUGUACUCUCGGUAAGCCAUUAGAGCUGAGGGUGAACUGUUUUGUCUCCCCGAGCUGCAGCCAUCGGCUCUAAAAUAUCUGGCCAGCUAACACAGCUUGCCACUGAUCGGUACAAAGACAUUUCAGCCCGAUUUAGAAAUAGAUAAUUGUCAUAAAUUAGAUUAGUGAGGCAGUUUGUCCUGCGAGAAGCCGUUAGUUUUGCUUUAAUUAAUCUCUUGAGUACUGCUUUUCAGUCCCUCUCUCCACUGAUUGUUGUUUACAAAUCGUUCAGGCUCCUGUUUUCCACAAAGGCUUCAUCAUAAUUGAUUAUUUUUCAAGCUACAGAAAAACAAAACCAAAACCCUUUAAUAAUAAAUGGAAUAACCUUCUCAGUUAUUUAACACCUGCAAUAUUAAAAUGUAUGCAAUUCCUGAUGUGUAAGUGUUGUUUUGUAAAUAUAUGAUAAGCGGUCUUUUUCAACACAAAUAGAGAGUCAAAUGACUCAUAGUCUGGACCAAAGGAGCCCCCAAAAUAAUUCCAGGGUCAAUUCUGAGGGGUUGCAACAUUAUUGGCAGGAUAUUAAAGCAGAAAAAAAGGUAUUUCUACCCCACACACUAUGUACGCAUUUUUUCCAAAAUGUUUCAAAUCUAUGGCUAAGUAAAGGCUUUUCUAUACUUUAUUUGCUAUUUAUUAAGUUAUAUCAAAACAAGGGAUACGUGCCUAUAAGUAAAGCAUCACAUACUGAUAAAUUAUGUGUCUUUGAUCAUUCACGGAUUAAAGUGUAGUUACAACCUUUUAAGUGUGUAUAGAUGUAAUAAAGAUAACUGUGCCCCAUAUUAUCUAACAAUUGGGAUAGGAGCUGAGGCUAAACCUUAGUAUAAGACAACUUCCUGUGUACUGUAACGUGCUAAAUGUGGUGUGUGUGCUUUGUAACUAACAGAGAAAGACUGGAAGAAGUUAAUGUUGUUGAUUAAACAUACUGUGAAUUAGAUCUAGUAUCAGUUUAACUUGGAGUAGAACAAGGUUGAUGUGUGUCGAUUUGUUCAGUGUGGAUAAACUUCUGAAGCACUGUUAAUGUAACUGUACAUACUCAGAAUAUCUCCUGAGUGCUUUGUGUCUGUCACAAAUGCUACAUCUAAUGUUCAUAUGUCAGAUGUCACUUUGCCCAAAUGCAUUACUUAUUUUUUAAAUACAACUACUUAAAGGUGGGGUAGGUAAUUUUGGAGAAACCAGCUCGAGUGCGCUAGAAUUUGAAAAUACACAACCGGAGAAAAUCUGCCACUUCCUUACAGAGCCCCUCCUCCAACACACACGAACGCGCACAUGACCAAUGAGGGCACGAGAUAAGUUUGUGCCCCGAUGGAAGGCUGACAGGCAGGUAGGCCAUCCAGUUAUUUUAGCCGGGCCGGCUCAGAUGAUUGGUCGUGCUUUUUACAGUAUUACGGCUUCCACAGAUGACAUUUUUUAAUGUAUUUAUUGUCAAAGCACUUAAUAUAUUCAUUGCUCUCGGGAUGUUAAGAGCAUUCCAUGGAAUAUAACAAAAAGUGUUUCUGAAGUGAAUUACCUACCCUACCUUUAAGCUCAUACAUAGUACAAUGAUACUGAUAACCCCAAACUCAAGAACCAAGCAUGUCAACGUGCAUAUCUUUUCUGUAUUGUAUUUUUAUUUAUUGCCGAUGUUUUUCUGUCCCAGUGAAUGUUCACUCCUGUUUGUUUUUAUCUCGUAAAGUUAGAGAUUGACAACCAUUACAUUGCAUAAUAAAUCAUCUAUCAAAAAGUGAUUUUAGGAAAAAACAACAAAAGAUAUAUAAACAAUAAAAGAAACGUUGCUCUACUUUGUUCAUAGGAAUGCUUCUACCUUUUAUUUCCACAGUAGGUUGAAAAAAAGGCAAGAGGAUGAAGAAAAGUACAGAAAGACAUGAUCAAUUCACAGAACGAGCUGAUCAUGGGUUGCAGUGUUUCCUAUUUCUACUCUACCAUGUGUGAAAAGUAAUUGAAAGACUAUUUUACAUUGAUACAUGAUAUGAACUUUCACCACUUCCACCUUUUUCACAAAUCAGUCAACAAAAUCACCGCUUUCACUCCUUUUCUUGAGAUCGGAGGUGUUUCUCCCCCUGGAAAUGUAUCAGGGCAUCUCCACAAAAACACCCAGUGGCAGCAGGUCACUUUGAAAUGUGUAAGGAAUUUUCUUUGGAAAGAGUCAAAAAACGCUGCCCCCGAUAUUUCAAGGAGGGGGAGAACAAAACAUGAUAUAAAUAAAAAGCAACUUCAGCCUGUUA